Messenger RNA from Rhopilema esculentum, 3655 nucleotides. RefSeq lists its product as uncharacterized. The record is from RefSeq and is a predicted model, not a curated record. Lineage: Eukaryota; Metazoa; Cnidaria; Scyphozoa; Rhizostomeae; Rhizostomatidae.
GCAACUUCCUAGAAUUUUUUUCGAAGUUCAUUAAAAAGUUAAUGCAAUAUUAACAUAAAUAAGCCGCGAAAGUCUUUUAGUCAAUACUACGGUGUCAUUUUCAAUGUGUCAGUUUUGCUGCUCUUGAUGAAUCCACAUGGGAUUGAAGAAUCGUCGUCGAUCGGAGUGGUUUUUCUUUUGAUAAUAUAGAAAAACCGCUUCAGGAGACUUCAGGGAUGCUCAGAAACUCUAAUGGGGAUGGCCGAUUAACUUGAGAAAUGAAGAAGUCUCCCAGGGGCAUAAUAAGUUCGUGGAUGCAUGAGCUCCGUAUAAAGGCUGCAAGUGAAGAAGAAAAGCCGUUUAUCAAUGAAUUAGUCAUUUUGCAAGACAAAUUUCAUACGUUCCUUCUCGAAAGCUUGCCAGUUUGUUGAGCCAAAACGCGACUACCGCUCUACGUUUUCUCUUACUUGGUGGCUGUAGACAUGCAAGACAGUGCAAAGAUGUACGCAAAAAGUGAGUAAAUCUGCUCAGAAUGGGCGUUUUUCAUUAAUCUGGCUAUUUAGCAGGAAACAUGCUUGAAGAAUGAAUUCAUUUUGUGAAUUUUAACGCAACUUUCCAAACAUCUUUUUUAAAAAGACUGUUUACUGCUUGAAUCUGACGUCAUCAGAACUAUUUAAAACUGUUGAACUCCAGGUAUUCAUCAAAAAACCGAAAAAAAACGAACAAACGAGCGAAAAGAUUUUAUGUUAUUCAAUGAAAACGUCAAUUCUCUGCUGUUCUAACUCUCGAGAGUAAGAACGUCGUUCUUACUCUGCUGUCUUUUGACAUCUUCAGUUAAUUUUUAACAUAAAAUUCAAAAUCACCCUCAAUAUCAUAUUUUUCUGAUAAAAAACUUCCUGUAGCAUAAAUCAAUUUUAAAACCUUCUUGCAUCCUUCUGAAACUUGCUUGUUUCAUUGUUAGCAUCAAUAAAAACGAGAAGCUUGAACGUUUCUACCAUUUUUUAUUUGAGUUUUGCGCUACUUCAAAGGAAUGAUUUGAUUCUUUCUUUCAACGCAGAAGGCAUUCUCAGAACGAAUUCGACUAAUCUUCCUUGUCUAGUAUGUGGACUUUAUUAUUUAUUGAAAAUGAAGAUUUUUGUCCAGAUGACCUGGACAGAAAGCAAUUAGAUGUACGGGAUUCGACUUUAUUGCCCAUAUUUUUUAUUGUCCCAUUUGUCCUGUUUUGUUUGUCCAAGCCGCAUGUUUAAUGCCAUGUUCAAUAGAAUUCGGAUGGGCAUUAUAAUUUCUGCAAUGAAACAUUGCAAUGUUUAUUCAUCAUCAUGCCAAGCCGAGGAUGAUUUGGAACCUAAUAUAUCAAAUUGAACAACACUGACCUCAAACAAAUCGAAGAUAAUUCUGGAAGCUAAUUCUAGCAAACACUCAAAUAUCGUGGCCUGGAUCCUGGAUCUCUCCAUAAUAUUUUGUUUACAACAAGCUUAAAAGCUGUCCCACUGAAGUUAUUAUUAUGGUUGAAAGCUCACAUCUAAACAUUCUAUCUAAGCCUUUGCUUUCAACUUCUUACUGUUGUUGAUCAUUUGUUUGGCCUAUAUAUCUUGAAUUGCUCCCGAAUGAUUUCUUACAACUGACGUUUGAUAACGUGUUACAUCGAAAGACGCCACUCCACCUUCUCCGUUAAAGCUAGUUGAAACUUUUCUUUUAAAGGGCUCUGCGUGACAUACUGACGUAAAAUCAGCACUAGUCAUAAGUUACGCUACCCACAGUGCCUUGCGAUGUUAAUAUUUUUAUCUUUGCAAAGCAAAAGGAGCAAAAAUUGCGGCAGUUGCCCUAAAAGGUAUUAGCAUAAAACACACCAAGUUUGAAUAAAAAUCUGAUUCUUAGAAUUCCACCACUGCAAUUCCCUUUUGCCUACAGCUUCCAACCUUGGAAAACUGGAAGAAAAAUUGCUUAAAACGGUGGUAGCUUUUGACGAUCCUCGAGUCAUCAUUGAAAGAUCUUUGCAAAAAUUCACUUAAUCUUGGUUUGUAGAAAAUGUCAAAAAGUACUGUAUCUUUUUAACACGUGUAGCAAAGUUGAGGACAACAAAUUAUAGAUUCAAUGCAUUUUGGUAAAGAAGAUAAGCAAAAAGGGAGAGGCAGAAAUAUCUCAGUAAUUUAACAGGAUCAUUUUCUAGUUUGCAAUAAACAAUUUCAAGAAAAUAUGGAACUCAUUCGUACUGCAAUAUAUCUUCAUGGUAUGGUGGGUUGUUCUACUGACAAGUUCCAUUGUCAUCAUUCUUGCCAUCACGGAUUAUUUAAAGCUUAAAUCAAACUGAUAAGAAAAUAUAACACAAACUGAAGCGAUUCGCAGAAAAGCAAGUUCAUUAACUUCGAAAGCUUUUCAAACCGCUUGACUUUACUGCAGUUCAAAUCUCUUGAAAAGCGGAAGAAAAUUCGCCAUUUUCCCUCGUUCAUCUGCAUUGUCUUUUUGAAAUUCAUUAAAUAUUAAAUUAACUUUUCUUUGCAAUGAAAAAAGGAAUUGAAGUGACCUACAACAUAAGAUGCGAAUAGUAUAAGUCAAACUGUUUGUCGUUUGCCUUUCAACAGAACAAGGCAUCACAUUGAUACUAUACAUAAAUCAAUGACUUUAAUCUAAUUUGCUGUCUAAAAACAUUCGAUAUCAUAACGUUACUCUCUUUGGCCUAGAUUGAUCUUCGAGGCGAGCUAACAGCGCCAGGUGCUAUAGAAGAAGAAACCACAUUUCAAGCCAUGUAUAGUGUCAUGCCUUGACGUUAGGUUAUUACCAUAAUCAACUCCGCUGUCUUAGCUAGAAACAAAGCAUAACUCAAAAAUCGCAUCAAUUAUUCAUGUAUAUUUAAAACAUAAUUAUCAACUAAGAGUCUUUUGGCUUUUGCGAGAACACGGCUUUAUUUGUGGUAUUUGAGAAGUUUGAUAUUAGCAAGUCUCGCUUAUUUCCAGGAGAUUUUAGCAUGUUAAACGCCUUCUUUGUUAUCUCGCAUCAUGAUGUCUCAAUGCGAAUCCGGUAUAUCCUAUCUCACUUCAAAGGCAUAGUUUGAAGUAUCGUUGUAACAUGAAGGAGGAUACUGGCAACAGUUCUCUUGGACCACUAGCAAAGGAGCGAAUGCCGCGCACUGUGCCUGUUUGUUUCUUUUGGAAUUUACCAGAAGAUGAUGAAGCUCCUCUACCGAAAGUUGAAGUGAUUUUAUACAGGGCGAGGGAUGUAUUUGAUGACAGGUUUCGAUGUCUUUCAGAAAAUGAGGAAAACUUAACAGAUGGCGAUGGAUUGAAAGUAAUCAAUCUUGCUCUUGCCCAGCGCUGGGUGUACGAAUGCGAUCAAGGCGGAAGCGUCAGCAAUCCUAAAUGCAAAGAAUCUGCUUUCAUGAGACGGGUCUUUCUGAAGCAAGGUACAUAUAUUUAUCUGUAUCGAGUGAACGGAUCUCUUACAGUUAGUGAUGAUGACAAGGUCACCAAAUUAGCAACCAAAAGAGAAGUGAAUUUCAUCGAUGUUAGAUCAGAACCACAUAAACUACCGCGAUCAAGAUGUUAAUGACCAAAGCUCAAUUGAACGCAGUACGUCCGCCAAUGUUCACUUGGAUAACAUAAACUCAAGAGUCGAGCUCUUACGGGCAUUUUCUUCCACAAAGGAUAUGUAUCAAUUGAACAUGACGGUGAAUGGAGAC